This is a messenger RNA of Helianthus annuus (common sunflower), 1498 nucleotides long. RefSeq names its product elongation factor 1-gamma 2. The transcript is spliced from 8 exons. Gene Ontology annotation, biological process: translational elongation. The coding region runs from base 148 to 1386 and encodes 412 amino acids. The record is from RefSeq and is a predicted model, not a curated record. Lineage: Eukaryota; Viridiplantae; Streptophyta; Magnoliopsida; Asterales; Asteraceae. Gene Ontology annotation, molecular function: translation elongation factor activity; glutathione transferase activity.
UCGGCCCAUCGUCCACUAGCGGCACACAAGCGUACAAGUAUCUCCCCACUCUACCAAAAAACCCUAGAUCUGCCUGCAUUAUUGCUGCGGGAGUAAACGCUUCGUAUACAGAUCCAUAUCAAAAGGCGAUCGUUUGUUUCUUAAGCAAUGGCCCUGAUCUUUCACACUCCCUCGAAAAAUAAGAACGUAAACAAGGCCCUAAUUGCUGCAGAAUAUGUUGGUGUUGAAAUCAAAAUGGCUGAAAAUUUUCAGAUGGGUGUUUCAAACAAGACUCCUGAGUUUCUUAAGAUGAACCCUAUUGGAAAGAUUCCUGUUCUUGAGACUCCCGAGGGUCCUAUAUUUGAGAGUAAUGCAAUUGCUCGCUAUGUUGCUCAUGGAAGUUCUCUCUACGGGUCUUCCAAGAUAGAAUACGGUCAAAUCGAGCAAUGGAUCGACUUCUCUUCAUUUGAGCUUGACGCACAUAUUAGUGGAUGGUUAUAUCCAAGAUUGGGAUAUGGCACCUACAUUAAACCUGCUGAAGAGAGCUCUAUUGCUGGCUUGAAGAGAGGGUUCGAUGCUUUGAACAACUAUCUAGCUUCACACACUUUCUUGGUCGGUGACUGCGUCACUUUAGCUGACAUCAUCACAACAUGUAACUUGGUGUUGGCUUUUCAACAUUUAACGCCAAAGAGCUUCACGUCCGAGUAUCCUCAUGUGGAGAGGUACUUUUGGACCAUGAUUAACCAACCGAAUUUCAGCAAGGUGUUUGGUGAGGUCAAGCAAGCAGACGCCGUUAUACCUAUUACCUCAGCAAAGAAACCCGAGGCCAAAAAACCCGAGCCCAAGAAAGAAGUUAAGAAAGAGGAGGCACCCAAGCCUGAGGUCAAAGCUGCUGAGGAAGAAGAGGCCCCGAAACCGAAGCCGAAGAACCCCCUCGAUUUGUUACCUCCGAGUAAGAUGGUUUUGGAUGACUGGAAGCGACUUUACUCCAACACUAAGUCUAACUUCCGUGAGGUUGCGAUCAAAGGCUUUUGGGAUAUGUUUGAUGCAGAGGGUUAUUCUCUUUGGUUUUGCGAUUACAAGUACAACGAUGAGAACACUGUCUCUUUUGUAACGAUGAACAAGGUUGGUGGAUUUCUGCAGCGUAUGGAUCUAGCUCGCAAAUACGCAUUUGGAAAGAUGUUGAUCAUUGGAAACGAGCCACCAUUCAAGGUGAAGGGUUUGUGGCUAUUCCGUGGACCAGAAAUCCCAAAGUUUGUAAUGGAUGAGUGCUACGACAUGGAACUGUACGAGUGGACUAAGGUUGAUCUUUCUGACGAAGCACAAAAGGAACGGGUGAAUCAGAUGAUUGAGGAUCAUGAGCCUUUUGAGGGGGAAGCUCUUUUGGAUGCUAAGUGCUUUAAGUGAUCUUAAGUUAUAUCUUGUUGGAGGUUUUUGUUUCGGGUGUGAUUUAGAUACUUGUGAACUAUGUUUUGUGAUGUUUUAACAUACUAUAAGAAUUCCAGUUUUGAUUUUUGAA